Molecule: messenger RNA, 381 nt
Organism: Rotaria sordida
Lineage: Eukaryota; Metazoa; Rotifera; Eurotatoria; Philodinida; Philodinidae
Source: the annotation of a GenBank genome assembly
AUGUUCAUCUAUAUUAAUUUCAACUUACGUAAACGUUUUAAAAAUGAAGAAACAAAUAUAAAAACGAAUGAAAAUGACGAUGAACAUUUUGAUGAUAUACUGGAAUCAAUUUAUAUUGAAAAACUUCUUUCAAUACUUUCAAUAUGUCAUUCAUCACUAGAUUCAUUACCAUCAAUACCAUUAAAUUCUUCAACAAAAUUUCUUGCUGCAUCAAUAACAUCAACAAAUCAAUAUUCAUCAUUUAUACAUAAAACAAUACAUUUAAAUAUAAAUGAUCUAAUAUCUGUUGAUGAUAGUAUUUAUUAUUGUUUAUCAUCAUUUAUAUCACAACCAAAUUAUUUUAUACCAAUAAUUCAUCAUUAUUUAACAACAAAUCCAUGA